GUCCUUGGCCGGGGCAAAAAUGAUUGAGGCCUCAAGCUCCGAGCUUCCAAGCUCAGAAACUCAUGGCCUACACCAACCUUUAGCAUUAAUGAGGGGAGGGGGAUAGUUACCUGAGUCCAGUCCAGGUCCAGAAAGAGCUUGCCGACUGCCGUGCCGCUGCUGAUGCUGCUGUUGUACAUGUCACGAAGGGGAAGACGUACUUACACUCUGUAUUCCCCCGGUCACAAUGGACCGGGGGAAUGGCAAGGCUGCACCCGUUGUCAUUAAAUGCAACAAAGGCUACCGCCGGGCUUUAGCCGAUAAUGCGCGCAUCGUUCAUUUUACGCUCUUCCAACCACGAUAUCGCGAAUUCAACUCAUGGAGAUUGUUCAGCAUAUCGACCACAUGAAUCUCCGACUUUGCUACAGUCUCUAGCUCGUCGUUGUGGUUUUGUACUCACCGUCGACGGAAGUGUGCUGAGCGUCGGCUACAAGCGGACGUUCACAGAAGGUUCCCAAACUACGAGCUGGCGACUCUGGAUUGACUUGACAAUCAUACGGACUCGCACAAACACCACUGCGAACAUUCCUCGUUACUACCGUGCAAUAUCACACCUCGGCGCACUACCUUGUAUCACCUCUACGAAGCCAGACAAUCAACAUGAACGCCACAAACCAUCAGACCGCGCCCGCCAACAGCAAGUCAAACUCGACCGCGCCCGCCGCCAAAAUCGACAAGGUGAAGGAGCGCAACGACGCGAUGAUGGCAUCGGCGCGCGCCUACCAGAAGCUUUUGAAAGUGGACAAUGAGGAGGGCGCGGAAAAGCUCGAGAAGGCUGGCGAGGAAGUGUUCGGCCAUCGUGAGUUCCAUGACGCGAUCGUGGAAGCCAUUAGGACUGCGGAUUGGGAGGUCGCCGGACUACGGGUCGGAGGAAGUACAGGAGCUCCUUGUUGGCCGCACCAUCCCGCCGUCAAAGAGCUGCAAGCGAACGAAAGCGCAUGGGUGACAGCGAGAACAAAGCGGCAAAUUUUACUGCAGGCUUGAGUCUUCACCAUGGGAAGAUUGAAAAAUCCACAAUAAAACAAUCGUAGGAUCAACGAUUCCGGGUGCAGCACCAGGUCUUGUCUUCUACUCUGCUCCAAACGCUCAUAGGU
This is a messenger RNA of Baudoinia panamericana UAMH 10762, 1133 nucleotides long. RefSeq lists its product as uncharacterized. NCBI's taxonomy places the organism in Eukaryota, Fungi, Ascomycota, Dothideomycetes, Mycosphaerellales, Teratosphaeriaceae. The record is from RefSeq and is a predicted model, not a curated record. The transcript is spliced from 2 exons. Bases 303 to 788 code for a protein of 161 amino acids.